GUACUUAUUCUGGGUCUGGCCUGACUAAACGCGACCGCAAGCAGCGCAUGGAAAACGUUCGCGUGCGUUUGCUAUUGUUGAAAGAAGAAAGAGAGAAGAAGAAAACUACACUCUUCCUCCCGCUAAUCAUCCUCCUCCUUUUCUAGCGAUUUCGACGUUUGGAGGCGACAGUUUAUAAGCGGGUAGUCAGAAUUGAAAAUAAAAACCGAAAGAAAUACAUAAAGAAUAUCGUCAUGGUUAAUCAUCAUUCAAAUGGAGGCGGCAGCGCCGGCAACAGCAGUGGAAGUCUACGGGGCGGCGGCGGAGCUCAUGGAGGCGGAGGCGACUAUUCCGGUGAUGAUCGUAGUGGCGAGGAGCGUGAGAGGCUCGAUGGCGGAGGAGACUUGCAUGAUAAGCCCACAUAUCUGCUCGAACAUUUGGCCACAUUUACAGUUAACAAAGAGUCGGGCAUUGUCUAUCCAGCCGAUGGAAUGCGGCGUCUGCUACAGCUGGAGAAGACCACGGGUAUAUGGUCGCAGAAAAUGCAGCUCUGUUUGGACUAUCAAUGGGUGCUGAUCAUGGACUAUGAGACGGGGAAUAUUAUUGAGCGUUUCCCGGCCACAUUGAUCCAGGAGCCAACGGCGUUCACUUCGAACGAUGCUAUGGAACUGUAUAACAAUAUCCUUGUCUUUAUUGUCUCAGGUGGUGGUGGAGGAUCCCGUUCCGAGAUGCAUAUAUUUCAGUCACAAAGCGUUUCCGCCGUUCAUUUGGUGGAAGAUCUGAAGCAAUUGCGCAGUGGCAAGAUAAUAACGCAACAACGCGGUGGCACACCGAGCCAUGUGGGAGGCCUCAUGAUGAGCAAGACAUCGUCAUCAUCCUCGCAUAGUCAUCACCAGCGAGUAGAGCGUGAGAGGGAACGAGAGAGAGAAAGAGAACGAGAGAAUCAUCACCAGCAUCAUCAUCAGAUGCAGCAUCAACGCACAAGCGUCGAGCAAUACGGGCUAGGUCGUGGUGGACCCGGUGACGUGGUGGACCACAAUGGCGAAACAGAUUCCGAGCAUGCCGGUGGCAAUGAUGCCCGGGAUGAGACCAGUUCCACGUCCAGCGAGAAGUAUGAACGCGAUGUGGCCGUAUUGAAUCAUUGUUUCGAUGACAUUGAAAAGUUUAUAGCGAGAUUGCAGCAUGCGGCUGCUGCUUCCCGGGAGCUGGAGCGUCGUCGACGCAAUCGCAAGACAAAGAAACGUGAUCCCGGCGAGGGGUUGCUCACCCUACGGACUCGUCCGCCGCACGAGAAGGAGUUUGUGGAUAUUUUUGCCAAAUUUAAAUUGUCAUUCAAUUUACUGGCCAAGCUUAAGGCACACAUUCACGAUCCGAAUGCCCCAGAAUUGGUACAUUUUCUCUUCACCCCGCUCGCCCUCAUUGUGGAGGCCUCCAGUGACACCUACUACGAGUCCCAGUUACCGGCCCGUGUUGUGAAUCCAUUGCUGACACGCGAGGCCAUCAAUUUGCUAAUCAAUUGUGUUACCUCAAAGGAGACAGAAUUGUGGCGCUCGUUGGGCGAUGCUUGGGUCAUUCCACGGGAUCAAUGGAAGGAUGAUGUUGGCUCCUAUCAUCCCGUAUUCCUUGAUGGCUGGUCACCGGACUAUUUGGUCAACGACGAACUAGAACCAACCUCACCUUCGCCAUCGCAAUUGCAGGUGCAGGGGGGUAAAAAGAGAUUGGAGGUCCAAGCCUCUGGUCGGAGUACAAUGGGCGUUUACGAUGACUACGACACGGGCAAUGGCCUAGGACUAGGCAUGGAGAAAUACACCAUUCAUCAUGGCAAUGAUCGUGAUAGGGAAAGGGACAGAGAUCGAGAUCGUGUGCCAGUGGAUCGUAGUGAGCUCUCCUUUGACUCGAUUGAGGGUCGAGGCGGCGGGGGGAUUGCAAAUGGCUCAGGUCCCAAUGCCAAUGCUGGACCCUCACUGAGCGCCAUUACAGCUGGUCUGCAAAAUCUUCACACACGAGAAAGCCGAGGAGGCGGCGGAGGAGGAGGGGGAGGCUAUGGCCCCUCUUCGGAGUUAUCAGCUCCACCGGGUGGAGCUGGUCGCUCCAAUGCCGCUUCUGCUGCUGCUGCUGCUCCUCAUGUCAGCGACGACCAAAUGCUGGAAUCAUGGCUAGAGGAUCUACAAGCAACGGGAGCUAAAGUUGUACUUGUCACCUACCCGCGCACCGCCAACAAUGACAAAGAACUAAGUGUCAUGCGAGGCGAGUACUUGGAGAUUCUGGAUGAUACUCGAAAAUGGUGGAAGGCACGAAAUAUGCGUGGUCAGGUGGCCCAUGUGCCACAUACCAUAGUCACGCCCUUCAAUUACGGAGACGGUGAUGGAGCCCAGUUCUAUGGUCAACAACAACAGCAAUCGGCAGGCAAGAAUAGCAGUCGUCACUUGGAUAACAUGGGCAUGGGGAUGGAACAGCAGCGAUCGCCGGAUGCCACAGAUAUGAUGCGUAGCAAACAUUUAGGUAAAAAGGGCGAGUUUCGUUACUUUUAGUGAACAUUCCAAAACGCAUUUCGGUAAUAUAUAAUAUAAACCAUAAGACUAAGAUUAAGUACGACUUGAGAUCGAUUUGGUUAAGAGAUGAGACAGAGUGCAGUGGCAAUAAAUUGUGUUUGAAUACCGA
Molecule: messenger RNA, 2640 nt
Organism: Drosophila willistoni
Lineage: Eukaryota; Metazoa; Arthropoda; Insecta; Diptera; Drosophilidae
Product: epidermal growth factor receptor kinase substrate 8-like protein 2
Exons: 6
Coding region: 234-2510 (758 amino acids)
Biological process (GO): regulation of Rho protein signal transduction; Rho protein signal transduction
Cellular component (GO): plasma membrane
Molecular function (GO): actin binding
Source: RefSeq, a predicted model, not a curated record